AUGUCUGCUCCAGCCUUCAAUCUCACUCCGCUGGACCACCAGCUCCUGGCUAUGACCGAUGAGGAGUUUGUUUACCACGACUGGACCGAAUUAAAGGACAUCAUCGCACGGAAUGAUCUCGGCGCCCUCAAGCGGAAGCCCUCCGAUCUACGCCGAUACCUGGCCUGGUCAGCGGAGACCAAAUCCCAGUAUGGCUCCAUCAUGAACUACAUCUGUCAGCGCCGGUUACAGUGGCCUGCACCGGGUUCUGUGAGCGGCACUGAUUCGGCUAUCCAGCAGCCGCCCGUGGUGAAAAACCCGCUCCCCUUUGCCGAUCCCGAGGACUACAAGAUCCUCCGCAAUGACUGGCCCUAUGGGCUCACGCCGGGGAUCUCUCAUCUGGUGGUGUGGCUGCGGACCCCCAUCCCCGUGCAAUCCGGGGAAGGGCAUCUAACCGAAGAGUCGCGUGCUUUGAUCAACGCCUUCGUGCAGAGGACCUUCGUGGACCGAUUGGCUCAGGAUCCCGCCUUUGCGGAUCCCGCUUCACAUGUGCUGUGGUUCAAGAAUUGGGUCGGCCUGCAGAGUGUUCGGGCCCUGGAACAUGUGCAUAUCUUGGUCCGUGAUGUUCCCGAGGAACUCCUAGUUGAAUGGUCCGGCGAAUAA
Messenger RNA from Penicillium olsonii, 642 nucleotides. The record is from the annotation of a GenBank genome assembly. NCBI's taxonomy places the organism in Eukaryota, Fungi, Ascomycota, Eurotiomycetes, Eurotiales, Aspergillaceae.